GUCGUAGUUCUCCGGGGCGCGGUGGGGCGUGCGCGUGUCCCCGCCGCGACGGUGCGCGGCGCCCGCGUUCUCCCCGUGUCCCCGUGCCCCACAAGGCGCAUGCGCGGAGCUGCGUCCCGGCCGCCCCGCUCGUCCCUCCCGUGGGUGGCCGGUGGCGCGCGCCCGCCGCCGCCGCCAUGUCCGCCGAGCAGGUGAGCGGCCUCUGCGAGCAGCUGGUGAAGGCGGUGACCGUCAUCAUGGACCCGGCGUCCACGCAGCGGUACCGCCUGGAGGCCCUCAAGUUCUGCGAGGAGUUCAAGGAAAAGUGCCCCAUCUGCGUGCCCUGCGGGCUGAAGCUGGCGGAGAAGACGCAGACGGCCAUCGUCCGUCACUUCGGCCUGCAGAUCCUGGAGCAUGUGGUCAAAUACCGCUGGAACAAUAUGCCUCGCCUAGAAAAAGUUUAUCUAAAGAACAAUGUUAUGGGCCUCAUAUCCAGUGGAACUCAAAGUAUCCUGGAGGAGGAGAGUCACAUUAAGGAUGUGCUAUCUCGCAUUGUGGUGGAGAUGAUCAAGCGGGAAUGGCCUCAGCACUGGCCUGACAUGCUUAAGGAGCUGGAUACCCUCUCCAAGCAAGGGGAAACUCAGACAGAACUGGUGAUGUUCAUCCUCCUACGUUUGGCAGAGGAUGUGGUGACUUUUCAAACUCUACCCACCCAGCGGCGACGAGAUAUCCAGCAAACCCUCACCCAGAACAUGGAAAAGAUCUUCAGCUUCCUACUAAAUGCCUUGCAGCAGAAUGUCAACAAGUACAGACUCAUGGUUGGAGCACCCCAGGAACAAGAAGUCCUCACUACUCCACAGAAGACUGAUUUGGCUCAGGAACCAAAGGCCCAGGCAAACUGUCGUGUGGGGAUAGCGGCACUCAAUACUUUGGCUGGCUACAUUGACUGGGUAGCCCUAAGCCAUAUUACGGCAGACAACUGCAAGCUCUUGGAGAUGUUGUGUCUGCUCCUAAAUGAGCCUGAACUCCAAGUUGGAGCAGCAGAGUGUCUCCUGAUUGCUGUCAGCAGGAAAGGUAAGCUGGAGGAUCGGAAGCCUCUGAUGGUCUUGUUUGGAGAUGUUGCCAUGCACUGCAUCCUCUCUGCUGCCCAGACAGCAGAUGGAGAAGGCCUGGUGGAGAAGCACUAUGUUUUCUUGAAGAGACUUUGCCAAGUUUUGUGUGCAUUGGGCAGCCAGCUAUGUGCGUUGCUAGGCUCAGAUUGUGAUGUGGAAACGCCAGCCAACUUUGGAAAAUACCUUGAGUCAUUUUUAGCCUUCACAACCCAUCCCAGCCAGUUUCUGCGGUCUUCCACCCAGAUCACAUGGGGAGCUCUUUUUCGGCAUGAAGUUCUGUCUCACGACCCUUUGUUGCUGGCUGUUGUUCCCAAGUAUCUCCGUGCAUCAAUGACCAACCUGGUGAAGGUGGGCUUUCCUUCCAAAGCAGACAGCCCCAGCUGUGAAUACUCCCGUUUUGAUUUUGACAGUGAUGAGGACUUCAAUGCCUUCUUCAACUCUUUCCGAGCCCAGCAAGGAGAGGUGAUGAGGAUGGCUUGUCGUCUGGACCCUCUAACUGGCUUCCAAAUGGCUGGUGAAUGGCUGAAGUACCAACUCACAGCUCCUGUUGAUCCUGGACCCAUGAACUCUAAGACAGGCGAAGGUCUCUGCUCCAUCUUCUCUCCAUCCUUUGUGCAGUGGGAUGCCAUGACCUUCUUCUCAGAGAGCGUCAUCAGCCAGAUGUUUCGAACCAUGGAUAAAGAUGAAAUCCCAGUGAAUGAUGGCAUAGAUCUGCUGCAGCUUGUCCUUAAUUUUGAAACAAAAGAUCCUCUCAUCCUGUCCUGUGUGCUCACCAACGUCUCUGCUCUCUUUCCAUUUGUCACUUACCGACCAGAAUACCUCCCGCAAGUACUUUCCAAGCUGUUUGCUUCAGUUACCUUUGAAGUUGUAGAAGAAAGUAAGUUUGUUGUGUCUGUCCAGGCUCCUAGAACUCGAGCAGUGAAGAAUGUGAGAAGGCAUGCAUGCUCCUCAAUCAUAAAGAUGUGCCGGGAUUACCCUCAGCUUGUCCUGCCAAACUUUGAGAUGUUGUACAACCACGUGAAACAGCUGCUGUCAAAUGAGCUACUUCUGACGCAGAUGGAGAAGUGUGCUCUUAUGGAGGCCCUUGUCCUCAUCAGCAACCAGUUUAAGGACUAUGAGCGACAGAAAGCUUUCCUGGAGGAGCUCAUGGCUCCUGUGGCCGGCUUAUGGCUCUCCCCAGAGAUGCAGAGAGUCCUCUCAGAUCCUGAAGCCUUUAUAUCCUACGUGGGUGCAGACAAUAAAAUUGCUGAUCCAGUCUUGGAAGAUCCUAGUGGCCUGAACCGGUCUAGAAUAAGCUUUUGUGUGUACACCAUUCUGGGAGUUGUGAAACGAGCUCGUUGGCCUGCUGCUACUGAAGAGGCAAAAGCUGGAGGAUUCUUUUUGGGGUACCUGCCCAGUGGAACUCCAAUGUACCGUAAUCCCUGCACUGAGCAGGUCCUGAAGCUUUUUGACAAUUUACUUGCUCUCAUAAGAACUCACAACAACCUCUACAUGCCAGAGAUGGUGGCUAGGCUGGGGGAUACAUUUGCAAAGGCCUUGGACAUGCUGGAGGUGGAGAAGAAUGCCAUUCUAGGUCUCCCUCAGCCUUUGUUGGAGCUUUAUGACUCUCCUGUUUACAAAACAGUCUUAGAAAGGAUGCAGGGCUUCUUCUGUACCCUCUAUGACAACUGUUUUCACAUCCUGGGAAAUGCAGGCCCCUCCAUGCAACAGGAUUUCUACACUGUUGAGGGUCUCGCCACCCAGCUCCUCAGCUCUGCUUUCAACAACCUCAACAACAUUCCUGAUUACAGACUGCGUCCCAUGCUCCGUGUGUUUGUGAAGCCCUUGGUACUUUCCUGUCCCUCAGAAUACUAUGAAACCCUUGUCUGCCCCAUGCUGGGACCACUCUUUACCUAUCUGCACUUGAGGUUGUCCCAGAAAUGGCAGGUGAUCAACCAGCGAAGCAUGCUCUGUGAGGAUGAUGCUGCAGAUGACAACCCCGAGUCUCAGGAGAUGCUUGAGGAACAGCUGGUCAGGCUGCUAACUCGAGAAGUCAUGGAUCUCGCCACUGUUUGCUGUGUUUCUAAGAAAGGUGUUGAACAGAACACUACUGCUGCUGUAGAUGGAGAUGAUGAUGAGGCGAUGGCCACGGAGGUGACUCCCCCUGCCAACGCAGAGCUCACCGAGCUUGGCAAGUGUCUGAUGAAGCAAGAGGAUGUUUGCACUGCAGUGCUGAUCACUGCCUACACGUCCCUGUCCUGGAAGGACACCUUGUCCUGCCAAAGAACCACAACACAGCUUUGCUGGCCACUGCUCAAACAGGUGCUUCCAGGAAACCUCCUUCCCGAUGCCGUGUCCUGGUUUUUCACAAGUGUGCUGAAGGGCUUACAGGUACAUGGGCAACACGAUGGCUGCAUGGCAGCUCUUGUCCACCUGGCUUUCCAGAUCUACGAGGCCUUGCGCCCUCGCUAUGGUGAGCUGAAGGCAGUGAUGGAGCAGAUCCCAGACAUCCAGCUGGACUCUUUGGAGCAGUUUGAUUCAAAGCUUCUCAACCCAACACUGCAGAAGGUGGCCGACAAGCGCCGGAAGGAUCACUUCAAGCGCCUCAUCUCAGGUUGCAUUGGGAAGCCCAUCGGGGAGCAGUUCCGCAAGGAGGUUCAUAUCCGGAACCUUCCAUCUCUCUUCAAAAAGGUGAAGCCAUCACUGGAGACAGAUGUGCUAGAAAACGAGGAUGGAGAGGGCUUCAAUGUACUCUUCGAGCCCUGAGCCUGGGAUGCUGCAGCCAUCUCCUCCCUUACCUUAAAAUUUGUCUCUCCUCAUAGUAAGCACAUUAGAUUCUCCUUGUCACCGCCUCCACAAGCAUUCGUCUGAAUAAAGCCCCUUACGGGUCCUGUCCCCUUCUCUUCCAUACACUGGGAUGGGGCCUGCGGUGGCAUUUGAACCAGUCAAUAUUAAGCUCUUCCCCUGACUCUUUCCCCUCCAUUGGAUGAGCAUCUUUAGACCUCUGCUUCUCUGCAAGGUGGGAGCUGAGUCCAUAGACCUCUUUAGGGUAAAGCCUGAUCAUCUUGUAGCCUCGGGUCACUCUUGCUCCACCUCUUCAUCCCUUGGGGUUUAGGAUUAAUGCAAAUGGCAGAGUAGUGUGCCAUGUGAAAAGGGGCUACCCUAAUCUUCCUCUGGGUGCUAGUAGCCAGGCUUUGUAGGGAACACAUCGGACACUCCUGUCACGCUUAUCAGCACUCGUCCCUAGCGGACUGGAAUUCUGCUGAACCCGUUUCCCUCCAGGAUGCUGAGCCUUGGGCUGAGGGCUGCGUGCCAGGAAGCCUAGCAGUGCUCUAGGAUCUCCUGUGAGAUCAGCCUUUCUAAGGUGCAACUGCUCUCUAGAAAGAGGCAGAGACUGUCAUAUAUAUACAUAUAUAUGUACAGAUAUGAUCAUACAGCUUGUUCUACCCAGAGCCAAAUGGAAGGCAUUUACUUUGUGCCAGCCUUUCUUGGACAUCUCUCAGGGGGAGCAGGACAUACUGUUUUCUUUUGGUUUUUCUUGGUUUUUUUUUUUUUUUUAUUAUUUUUUUUAUUUUACCAUGCCCUGUAGACUAGAACUUGGCCAGCGCAGGGUAAAUAAAAUCUGGACCAAUACCUGAAGCACCUGCAAUCCAAAAGGGAGCUCCUCGCCCUGUUGCAGUGGAGGUGACAGUAACCCCUGUUUUUACCCAGUCUGGUACUUCUCAAAGAAUUGCAUGGUGGGGCAGGAGGGGUGGGCUUUAUACUGCAGUUUACAGGGGGGAGCCAGGUCAGAAACUGGGUUUUAGAUGUGGUGGGACUCUUACAAAGCCACUCCAGUGUGCAAAGCUGGUUCUUCUUACAUGACAAAUACUACACAAUCUAUCCUAGAGUUAGCGCAGGAGCUCAGAGGGUCUGUCCAGAGCUAGCUGGCAGUUUUGCCAUCCAGGAGACAGAACAAGUAAUAAACUGUGGUAGGUGGAGAAGUGGUGUCUCCACAUGGACAGACUGGACAAAAAGGCUGGGGUUGGGAGGCAUGGGAGUGCAGAUAGGAAGAGCAGGCCUUGGGCAUCCACUCACCCUCCUGCCCCUGCUGUUCCACCAGCACCCUCCAUUUUCUUCCUAGCCUCAAACUUUUUUAACCUCUGAGCUAACAUGGCUCCUGGCUCUAGCAAAGGCUGGGUGUAUUUAUUGUGUUGUGAUAUUUUUAACAUUCUGUGACUUCAUGCUAGACACAAGGGGUUUUUGUAAAAUGGAUUUUAAACCUUUUUUGUAGGAAUGUUUAAAUCCAAAGCCGUCUCCGAACUGGUUGUGUUACACCUGAAUGUCAGUAAAGCUAUUCCAGUUUCAUACA
Molecule: messenger RNA, 5421 nt
Organism: Pseudopodoces humilis (Tibetan ground-tit)
Lineage: Eukaryota; Metazoa; Chordata; Aves; Passeriformes; Paridae
Gene: XPO5
Product: exportin 5
Biological process (GO): protein export from nucleus; RNA export from nucleus
Cellular component (GO): RNA nuclear export complex; cytoplasm; nucleus
Molecular function (GO): RNA binding; nuclear export signal receptor activity; small GTPase binding
Source: RefSeq, a predicted model, not a curated record